GUGAUUAUUUUAUUCAAGUUUUGAAUCAUAACAAAACAACGUGAUAAAAAUAAUUUCAAUCAUUGUUUACGGAUAUUUUCUAUAGAAUCAUUGUAAUGGGACGUAAGAUUCCUUUACCAAAGCGACAUUUUGGUGUUCGUGAUCCUCUUCUACAGUUAGCAGAACGAGAAGCAAAAAUAAAAGAUAAAAUCAACAAUCCACCAAGGCAUGUCGAUGAGCAGGAAGUGUCUAAAAAAUUUAAAUCCUUUAUGAAGCUUAAGGAAGCUACAAAAGCUGGAAAAUUUAAGAAAGAAUCGAAAUUUGGUGUUGACGACGAUUUUAAAGCCACUAAAAUAGAUAUGGAAGGACUCAGAAAAAAUGCUAAUGAAUCUGAUUACAAAUUUAUGAAACGUGUCAACCGAAUCACUCAUCAAAGAAGAGUUGAAGCAGGAUUUGCAGCAAAGUAUAACGUAAAUAUUGUAAGAAAUCAAGAAACAGGAGAAAUUAAAUUGGAGAAAAAACCUAAAGAUGAAAUAGCCGAGUUAAUGAAAAAACGAAGAGCAGAAGCAAAAAAUGGGAAAAAAGAUUUCAAUGAUGAAAAGCCAGAAAUUGAAAACACGACAAAACUUACAAGUCUUGAAAAACUUAAACUUAAAAAAGCUUCAAGGAAACAACAGAAAGACGAAGAAAAAUCUCUUGCAUUUGCCGAAUAUCAACAUGAAGUGAUAAAGUUUGGUGAAGUUGCACAAGCUCCUCCAUCAUUAGUUACUCCACGAAGAGCGGAGAAACAUGAAACAGCUCCAAGACCAGGCAAACGUGAUUUACUUUUGACUUCAAUGCUAAACAAAAGUUCACCAAUAAAGCCAAAUAAGAUCGUCAAAGGCCCAGUAGACAGGAAAGGCAAGAGAAAAAAUCUCCCAAACUCAACACGAUUAGCACUGGAAAAUGAACGAGUGAAUGCUGUGGACCUUUACCGACAACUCAAGAAAAAGCAGCCAAUUGUACAAAUUCAGAAUAAAAAUAUUGAAGAUUUUUAAAUAAAAAAUAAGAACAGAUCUAUUAGAUAAUUAAUAACAAUAUGUAAAUAAACAAUCAAUUGUGAAUUAAAUCGAUUUCUGUAAUUGCAUUGGAAGAUGUAUUCUAAUUAGGUCUAACAAUAGCAAAUAAAACUAGGAAAACUUGGUAAGUUAAACAUCAUGAUGGUUUUGAGUCCUCAACAUGUAAUUCAUAACUGCUGAUUUACUAUCUACAUAAAAUAAACUUCAAUAAUUGAAUGCAC
This is a messenger RNA of Clunio marinus, 1258 nucleotides long. Lineage: Eukaryota; Metazoa; Arthropoda; Insecta; Diptera; Chironomidae. The record is from the annotation of a GenBank genome assembly.